CGGAAGUUGUCGAUCAGCUGAGUGAUUGCUCCAAAACUUUGAGUGGCAGUUGUGAAGUUGUGAUCGUAUCCCGAAGUACCAGCACAUCGUGCACGUGCGUAUAGAGGCGCAGACAGACAUCAUGACAACGGUCAGCCCAGGACGGAUCCCUGACCUGGACACUCCUGCACUGCUGCUGGACAUCAGGAAGGUCCAGAGAAAUGCCAGCACCAUGGUCCAGCGAUGUCAGGACAUGGGGGUGUCACUGCGACCACACAUGAAGACUCAUAAAACAAUUGAAGCUGGAGAAAUCAUGACCAACGGUACAAAACGUCACAUCGUGGUCUCCACACUUGCGGAAGCAGAGUUCUACGCUGGUGCUGGUUUUGAUGAUGUGCUGUUUGCUACACCUCUGACUCAAGACAAAGUACAGCGAUGUGCCCGACUGGUAACACAGCUGGAACAGUUCCAUGUGAUGAUUGACAGUUCAGCUGGACUUGACGCCAUCAAGAGUACACCUCUGUCAGGGAAACAGUGGUCUGUAUUUCUCAAGGUGGACUGUGGCUAUGGCAGGGCUGGAGUGAGCCAUGACUCAGUAGAAGGUGUUGAGCUGGUGAGGUCAGUAGUGAGCACACCAGGGGUGCAGUUUGCAGGCCUGUAUGCUCACUGUGGAGACUCCUACCACUCAGACAGUCCACAGGAAGUCAAGGCUGUCGGCCACCGCACUGCUCAAAACAUCCUGACUUUCGCAGCAAGACUAAAGCAGGAAGGUAUAGAGUGCCCCACAGUCAGUAUAGGAUCCACACCGACAUGUAGCCAACCAGCAGACAGCAUGGGUCAACUGACAGAGGUCCACCCUGGUAACUACAUCUUCUACGAUGUUCAGCAGUCCUUACUUGGUUCCUGCACGCUGGAGGAUAUUGCUGUCCAGGUGAUGACUCGGGUGAUCGGACAUUAUCCAGGAAAGAACCACAUGCUGGUGGACUGUGGUUGGACAGCGCUGAGCCUGCACAGUUUUGGGCAGCUCCCCACUGGGUUUGGGAUCAUCGAUGGACAUCCUGAGCUCAAGUUGUCCUCCAUGACCCAGGAAGUAGGGAAGGUCCAUGCUGUGGAGGGAACCCUGGACUUCGAUAAAUAUCCCAUUGGGACAGUGCUAAAAAUACUGCCAUACCAUGCCUGUGCUACAGCGUGUAUGCACCCCAGGUACUAUGUCCAUUCAGGAGAGGACAUUGUUGCUGUGUGGGAGCCUUGUAGAGGGUGGUGAAUGGGAUGAAACUUUAAAUUUGUGGAAAUUUUGAAAAUUAUCACAGUUUCAUGUACACAUGACAUGUUGUACACUCCCAUGUAUAAAAUGUAUAUGUAUUUAAUAGACUGAGUCCUAAACGUUGGUAUGGUAGAAUUUCAUUUCUCUUUGAUUAUGCAAGUUAAUAUAAGUUAUUCCCUUUCUGCAUGAUUUGUCUUUCAUUGUCUAGAUCAUUGUCUAACUAAAGCUAAUUUUGGUGACUUGAAUAACUAAUUGAAAAUGCCAUAACUGUUCAGUGU
Messenger RNA from Branchiostoma belcheri (Belcher's lancelet), 1521 nucleotides. RefSeq names its product D-threo-3-hydroxyaspartate dehydratase-like. The coding region runs from base 122 to 1243 and encodes 373 amino acids. Gene Ontology annotation, molecular function: D-serine ammonia-lyase activity. Lineage: Eukaryota; Metazoa; Chordata; Leptocardii; Amphioxiformes; Branchiostomatidae. Gene Ontology annotation, biological process: D-serine catabolic process. The transcript is spliced from 8 exons. The record is from RefSeq and is a predicted model, not a curated record.